UGGCCACUGAGAGAUCACAGACUGCAGAGCAUGAGGGACCAAAGAGGUGGGGACUGAGAAGAACAGGAAGUGAGAAUCAUGUUAAAACGAGCUGAACCCUCUUACGGAUACACACACACACACACAAACAAGCAUCAUGCAUAUGGCUACCACUCAGCUACUCUUCCUCUCCAUCAUCUUCCUCUUUGUACUGCCAGGUGCUGAUGCUGGAGCUGUGUCCACAGUGAGUAAUGUAGCUGUACAGACAGGAAGAUCUGUCACCAUCCCAUGUCACUAUGAUAAGAAAUACGAAAAGCAAGUGAAAUACUGGUGUCGGGGGUCAGAUUGGAAUACGUGUCGUACUCUAGUACGAACUGACUCUCCAAAAGUCGAAGGUGAAACAUCAAUCACUGAUGACCCUACACAUCAUGUAUUCACUGUUACCAUGACAAAGCUGAAGACAGAGGACUCUGGAUACUACUGGUGUGGUAUAGAGAUCAAUGGUGGUGGAGAUGAGAGCACACGUCUGUACCUGUCUGUCACUGCAGGCACUCCUGGACUCUGGGUUGACCAGCAGGAGGUGAUCGGUGUGGAAGGGGGCCAUGUCAGUGUGCAGUGUCACUAUGAUGAACCGAGCAGCAUGAAGAAGUGGUGCAGGGCUGAGGGCUCCGGUAUGGAAUUGAAUUUUGGUAAAUCUGGAAGAGCAGAGAUCAAAAAUGGCCGUUCUAAAAAUGUCUUCAUUGUGACGAUGAGGGAGCUGAACAGAGAGGACACAGGCUGGUAUUGGUGUGCUGCUGGAGAACUACAGAUCCCUGUUCACAUCACUGCCGCUCAAGAAACUACAACUACCACAUUCUGGACUUCGAGCUUGCUGACAGAUGCCAUCGCAUCUCCCUCUGAAGCCCACAAGCAGUACACACUGGUCAUCACAACAGAAGCACCUUUUACUGUGUUCGACUCUUCUACUUCCUAUGUCCAGAAGCCCAGUUGUCCAGAACACGGAAGCCAGCCGUGUUCCAGUGCACCGACGAGCUUGGAACGGACUCUGGGGGCGCUACGCCACGCCGGGGUUGCUUUGGUGUUCCUAAUAUGCUCCGCCGUCGCCUUUUGGAAGAUUUGGCGAUACCGCAGAGCGCAGCACUCGAGAAAGAAUAGAGAAGUCGUGGGACGUUACGCAAAUAACACCGCAGAGCCCUGCAAUCUACUGACCAUGGAUGUGAUGUAGAGUCGCUCUGAUGUCAUCAUCACCAGAAUCGUUCCAGCCUCAGCUUUAACGCCUCAAUAUCUGCACCUAUCACCUGCCACAGUUUCUAUCCUAUUUUAAUUAUAUGAUGAUGUUUAUUAAUAAUUUUGACCAUGUGCUCAUCAAUUGUGUUAUUUUUAUCUAUGUACUGUAACAGGUUACACAUAUUUACAGAAGGUAUAUGCUAUCUGCAUUAUGAUAUAUAAUUCCCAAUGUGUUACUUACAAUGAAGCCUGUUAAAAAUUGGUUACAAACGCAAAUAAUAAUUAAGUAUUUCAGAAUCCCAACUGCAAUUCUGUUUACAUCACUGAACUAUUUAAGAAGAGUUAAUUGAUUUAUAUGCACAAGGGAAGAGGUCUCUAUUUUUUACAGUCUCUGGUCUGGAUGCUCUAAAACGUGAGGAACCCGAUGAUUCACGAUUGGAACCGUUCCUCUCCGUGCUCAGAACUGUUCGGCCCUGCAGUGGAAAAGGGGCUAAAUGCAACCAUUCAGCCCACUUGAAAUGUUUGACUCUGCUGCCCUCUGCUGGAUUAAAAAGAUACCCUCCAUUUACUCACGUAAUAAUGUACUGAUUCCCUCUGCUGGACAAACUGGAAACGUUCAAAUCUUUACUAGGAGAUUAAAAAUCAUGAUAUAGGUAACUGGCACAAAAAGAAAAAUAAUCUAAAUAUUAUUAUUAUUAUUGUUAUUAUUAAUAAUAAUAAUCUAAAUAAUAAUAAUAAUAAUAAUAAUCUAAGAUCUAAGUUGUUCUUAGAGUCUUCAUGGAUAUGAUGACCUGCAUUCAGAGGUCCAAUACUAGCUUAGUUAUCCUGUCCUGACUUCCAGUCAGCGAUUUCCUGUCAGUAAAGCUUUAUGCUAUACAAGUAAAGAAAGAAAAUGUGAUAUUUAACCUGUGUGUUUAGUUUGGGACAAAUUUUCCCAUUUUAAACUUUUAGUAAAGAGGAAUGAUAUUGUUGACAGAUGUAUUUUAUAACCAGUGACUAAUCCUGUCUAAGUUUGGUUAUUGUUUUGUGUUCCUGUGUGUUAUUCAUCAUCUGUAUUUGCUUUAUGUCAUUUUGCUGAUAUAGUUUCUUUGAAUACAAAAAGAUAAAGAUGAAGAAUAGAGAAUGUCAUUUUAAAACAAAUACAAAGUGCUGGCUGGCAUCAUGGUGCAAAGAAAGUGUGUCAACAUUAUCGUAACUAUGGUGAUCUUCAAAACAGGGAAUGCAGAAAACACAUAUUUAUU
Messenger RNA from Anguilla rostrata (American eel), 2447 nucleotides. RefSeq names its product polymeric immunoglobulin receptor-like. The coding region runs from base 137 to 1204 and encodes 355 amino acids. Gene Ontology annotation, molecular function: transmembrane signaling receptor activity. The transcript has 7 exons. Gene Ontology annotation, biological process: platelet activation. Gene Ontology annotation, cellular component: plasma membrane. The record is from RefSeq and is a predicted model, not a curated record. NCBI's taxonomy places the organism in Eukaryota, Metazoa, Chordata, Actinopteri, Anguilliformes, Anguillidae.